Messenger RNA from Arabis nemorensis, 402 nucleotides. The record is from the annotation of a GenBank genome assembly. NCBI's taxonomy places the organism in Eukaryota, Viridiplantae, Streptophyta, Magnoliopsida, Brassicales, Brassicaceae.
AUGGAUCUUGAGCAAUGUCAUUACCCUUAUAGCGCUCACGUCAGUAACUACGUUAUCUUCCUAGAUCACCUCAUCGAUACUGAUAAAGACGUCAACUUGCUUGUCGAAAAAGGGAUAAUAAAGAAUCAUAUUGGGGAACACCGCUCGGUGGCAGACAUGGUGAACAAGCUCUGUUUGGGCGUCCCUGUCGUCUUUGGUUCUUACUAUUCUGAAAUAGCUGAAGUCAACAACUAUUAUACAGACCCGUUCAAUAGGUCAUGCGUCGUCCUCAAGAGCGUGUAUUUCGGUAACCCAUGGACAGGGACGGGUACCGUGGCCGCCACGUUAUUAUUGCUCAUGACUCUCAUCCAGGCCGUGGCUUCGAUCAUUCAGGUAAUGCAGAACGCCAAAUCGCCUAAAUAA